Cyanistes caeruleus (blue tit) is the source of this 4560-nucleotide messenger RNA. NCBI's taxonomy places the organism in Eukaryota, Metazoa, Chordata, Aves, Passeriformes, Paridae. The record is from RefSeq and is a predicted model, not a curated record.
AUCCUGCUGAGUGCCAUGCCACGGCAUGUGCAGGGAACCAGGGGCUCUGCUGGAGGGUGGGAAAGCUCUGUGGAGGGAUGGGAACAGCUGGGGGUCCUGGUGGGGUGUUGAGGAGUUCUGUGAGCAUGUUUUGGGGGGUGUUGGUAUUGGUGGGUGUGUUGGGGAAGGAGUUGCCUGGAAGUGAGAGGUCUAGGCUGGAAUUUGAGUCAGUUUAACAGCAUCAUCCGUGGUUUAGCACAGCCUUGCUUAUAGAGGACAUAAGGAAUAUGUGUGACUUUUCCUGUUAGUGGUCCUGGUUCUCAUGCAAAAAAGAAGAGGGGAGAGCUGAAAUUUAUUGGCCACCUAGAUAUCUGUACCAGGGGGAGGAUUAGCCUUUUUGCAAUCAACUCAAUUGUUUGGACUACUUUUGUAAUACUGAGUGGACUUUGUUUCCUUGAGAGCUUUAAUCCUUCAGAGAAUUAGGAUAUUAUCAUCCCUCCAUAGAAAAGCAAAGGUUUGCAAACCAAAGAAUGGCCUUUUUUUAGCCUCUGUGCAGUGUUAUAUUUUGUAAUGUGACUCUCAAAGGAUGAUGUUAAGGCAAAGGACUUGCUGCUUUGAGAUGGGAAGCAAACUUGCACAUCUUUCACAUUCUCCGGCCACUCCAAUUAAUUGGUGAAGUCUGCCAGAUCCUUCUGUGCCUUCCCAACAAAGAUGUUUUUUGAGGUGCAUGAAAUGACUUCAAUGGGAAAAUAAUUCCAAUUAAUGUAAUUAAUCUGACCAAGACUAAGAGUUGCCAGCAGUUGUUCCAAAUGUUCCUGCCAAGACCCCUGCAGGAAGGAGCCCAGCCCCCAAUGCACGUGGGCUUUGGCUUUGGCCCUCUGGCACAGAAACCCCCCAGGGGCACAGGUCUCUGGGGCAGGAGAAGGGCACCAGCACUGCCAGGGCUCGGCUGGGGUGGCAGGUCUGCCUCGGUGGGGACUCUGCCACACCUGCUGAUUUCAGUGCUGCCAGGCCCCUGUACAGAUUCUGUGCAAGGCCCCGUGCCCUUCCUGCUGCGCCUGCGUCGGCAGCCCUGGGGGCUCCUUCUGCUGCCCUGAGCCUGCAGAGCAGGGCAGCGUUUGCUGAUGGUUUGAGGUGUUCCUAAAGAUCCUGUCAGGCUGUCUUAGACACUUUGGGCAAGGGAUUCCUUCCAACCUGGGCCACUUUGGGGGGAUGGGGGCGGAACCGGGGCAGGUGGCAGUGUGUGCAAGGGCCCUUUGUGACACAGUGCAGAAAGGUAACCGUGGAAUGGAAAGGGACAGGAUGUCCAAGGGCCCUUUGUGACACAUGGUGACAUAGGGGCUGUCCCAGUGAGGUGACAGGGCCAUGCCCCAGUGCUCAGUGCAUGCGACGGGACAGGACGCGCCGGAGCGGUGCUGUGAGGAGCCCCUGCGGAGUGCACUCGUUCCUUGCUGACCCGGAGUUUUUUCUUUACCUUAUUGGUGCAGGUUACCUCGAGGCCAGACCACAGGGCUUGGUGACCUGUGGCCUCCUCAGGAGUUUUUUUCUGCAGGUGUCCUCGAGGGCAGGCCUGGGACUUGGUGACUCGGAGUUUUUCUGAGGCAUCUCUUUCCUGUGGCCGGUGCCCUUGAGGCCAGACUGUCAGACUUGUCAACUGAGAGCUCUUCCAAGGCCUCUCUCUUGCAGGUGCCCUCAACGCCAGAUUUUGGGAUGGCAGAGAAACGUCAAGGGAACUCCAACCUGUUCAGGGCGAAGAAGAACAAAGCUUCUUCACCUGCCCCAGCAAAGAAGCCUAAUGCAGCGCCACAGUUCCAGCCACCACAAGAUGGAAAGAAGCGGAAGCAAGAGCAGGACUCCGACAACGGAUGCUUCCGCAGAACACUGAAGUUCAUGGGUGGUUGUUGUAGAAAGAACAAAGACACCAAGGACGCAGACAAACGUGAUUCCAGGCUAAGAGAUGCUGGCAUACCAUCAGUUGAAUGUGCAGAAAUGACUAAUUACAUAGUGAAGGCUGACCAGGUGCCAGCCAUGGUGAGGAUCAUGCAUGAGAGACUUGCGUCCCCUGUGACUGCCGAUGUCAGGCUAUUAAUGAACAUUCUGAGGAUAGCUGAUGAACACCCUGCUGGUACAGUGCUGACCCUCCUGCGCUGUGCUCCAACAUGUGACAGAGCUGCCACAAUGAUGUGGAGAACUAUAGCUUCGUCAAGUCCCACAGUAGAGAAGGUCCUGCCAACACUGCUCUGUGUGAUGGAGGAUUGGCCUCUGCACAGCAUGUUCACCUCUGAUGGAGACGACACGGGUGUCUUUGCCCUGGCUGCAACUCUGGUGGUCUGGGUGAUUAUCCAGGUGCCCAAGUGCCACGAGGCAAUGCACAUUUAUGCCUCCCACCUGCUUGUGGCUCUGAUAGUUCAGAUUUUUGACAGCACAGUGCAUAGUAAUGAGGAGGUUGACAACUUUUGGACACAAUGCCAGGAAGAACAUGACCUUCACACAAACCCCAGCAGGUUUGCAGUGCAGACCAUGAAGGCCCUGUUCUGCCGACUGCGGUGUGAAAAUGUGGUCAUGGAAAUGGGACGCAAGUGUGGCUGGGAUACGCUGGUCUGUGCUGACACCCAGCACUAUGCUGUGGGUCUGCUGGCCAGGGAGAUGCACCGUGACUUGAUCCCCUUGUGUUCCCGCAUGGCAUGCCAUCUGCUUGGGCUGCUCAACAUCUGGGCAUCGCUGCGAUCUGCCUCCCUGGCAUUCCUUGUGGAGGUCCUGGAUUGCCUGGAUUUGAGUGAAUGUAGUGACAGUGUUCUGGAGAUAAUGUCAAGGUACCUGCGGAAUGAGUGCAGGGAGAGGUGUCGCCUGGCGCUCAAAGGCCUCGUGGUGCUCAUCAGGGAUCCCUCCACGGCAAGAAGAAUAGGAAUCCUGUCUCAACGGCUUGUGUAUGUGCUGGGUGAUGCAGAUGGAGAGGUGGUCAGGAUGUCCCUCUGUGUCUUCACAAAUGUUCUCCAGCACAAGGAUAUCCUGAUAUCCAGCACCACCGCCCCAAAUCUGGCUGAAGCACUCCUGCUUCUUUUUGACCAUGACAACAGCCAUGUGCAGUUGCUUUCUAUUCAGCUUUUUCAAAAGAUGAUGGACUUGGUAGUAGAUGAGGGAAAAAAGCCCCUGAGGAGAACUGCGAGCCAGAGCCUGCUCCCACUCUUCUUGCACUGCCAUGAGGAGAACCAGCACGUGGCAAAGGCCUCUCAGGAAACAUUGCUUUGUGCAACUGGGUUCCUUAAGAAGAGGAGUCUGAAGAAGUUGGUUAAGAGUGAGAAGCUGUCAAAGUUUGGCAAAUGCCUGGUAAGGACAGCCUGGAGAAGCUCCCUGCCCCCAGGGCUCAGUGUGUGGGGCUGGCAGCUGUGGCCCAGUGCUGCACCCAUGGGAGCCAGCCUGUGCCCCACACACCGCUCCCUUCCCUGGGCUGCACGGCUUCUUCUCCAGGCUCCUGUGUCCCCGAGCCGGGUGCCGAUGGAGCCCCAGCCCUGUGGGGCUGCGGGCCUGGGGGGCAGCGCGGCUCCCCGGGCAGCAAGCGAGUGCAGGCAGAGGCGUCGCCUGGCGCUCAGAGGCCUCGUGGUGCUCAGCCAGGAACCCUCGAUGGCCACACCUAUACGCCGCCUGUGUCAAAGCUUCCUGCAGCUGCUGAGUGACGCAGACGGAGAAGUGGUCGGCAUGUCUCUGUCUGUGCUCACGAAUGUGCUGAAGAGAAAAAGUCUUCAUUUAUCAAGGACUGCUGCCCCCAAGCUUGCUGAGCCACUUGUGCUCCUCUUUGACCAUGACAAAAGCCACGUGCAGGUGCUCUCCAUUCACCUCUUCCGCAAUACGAUGAACCUGGUACUGGAAGAGGGAAAAAAUGCAAUGGAGGGAAUUGUGAAGCAGAGCCUGCUCCCGCUCAUUUUGCACUGCCACGACGACAACCAGCGCGUGGCUGAUGCCUCCCGGGAAACGCUGCACUGUGCUGCCACCUUCUUAAAGAACACAGAGCUCCUGUGUGUGCUGCCAACAGAGGAUCUGUCGAAGAUCACCGAAUGUGUGCUGGAACAGGACGAGAGCCGAGCGGCCGAGCACCUGAGCCGGGCUCUGCCAUACCUGGACAGCCCACAGGAGUCCCUGCGAGAGGCGGCCGUCAGCUUCAUCGGGAUGGCCGGGCGGUACCUGAAGGGGCAGCCAGGAGAGCUUCACGUUCUCAGUGAGGCCCUUGAAGCCAUGAGCAAAGAUGACAGCCCAUCCUCCACUAACCUGGAAAUUCAAGCCAUUUUUGGACAAAGAUCUGCAGAGCUAAAGUCAUCUACUGGAAUCAGAGAACUGUCUGAAGAACAGUACCCAGAGGCAGUGAAGAGAACACCACGACUCAGUGUCACUGGACCUCCAGGCACGGCUGAUGCUGAGCACAGCUGAGCCUGUGGGAAGCUCCCAUAGCUCCUGCCUCCUCCCUCCCUUUUGACAGCUCCCUCCCUCCAGCCCUCAGAUCCUACCCAUCCCCUUUUUUUUUUCCCCAUCUCAUCCCUUCACUUUCCCUUCCAUUAAUAAACCUUUUGGUUUCUCCCCCUACCUGCA